Molecule: messenger RNA, 899 nt
Organism: Gossypium raimondii (Peruvian cotton)
Lineage: Eukaryota; Viridiplantae; Streptophyta; Magnoliopsida; Malvales; Malvaceae
Product: UPF0548 protein At2g17695
Exons: 5
Coding region: 170-784 (204 amino acids)
Source: RefSeq, a predicted model, not a curated record
AUUGGGUCAACAAGGAAAUGGACACAUCGGCCAUUUUCAACCUCUCCUUCUCCGUCCCUAUGGCUCCAUUUUAAGUCCCUGUACAAUAUCGCUUCAACAGUAAACUGUGGUCGGCCAGUUACUUUCGAAAGGACAGCUUUGAAAUUGCCCUUUGCUUGGAUAGUAGGAAAUGGUUUUCUUGUGCUGGGCUCGACCUUCACCCGAGCAACAGAAAUCUUGUAUUAACAAGUCAGGCGCAUUCAAUUAUGACACCAAAUAUAAAGGAGCUACUUCAAAGCCUGUGUCUUGUAUCAAAGAAGACAAGGAGCUUUCCAAAGAUGGUUAUUUAAUAAACCAUGCAAGGGUUUUGAUCGGUUCUGGUUUUGAGACCUAUGAAAAGGGCAAAACAGCAUUGCAGAAUUGGAAGCAUUUUGGAUUAGAUUGGGCAUUUGUUGAUCCCAAAACUCCAAUUCAAAAUGGGGUUAAAUUCUGUGUUUGUCUCAAGGAAUUUUUACCAUGGGUCAUUAUGCCUCUCCAAGUGGUGUAUGUGAAUGAAAACACUAGGGCUAAAACUAAGAAGAGCUUAGCCUCUUUUGGUUUUGGUAGUGGCACAUUACAAGGUCACCUAUUGGCUGGGGAAGAACGGUUUACGAUCGAGCUGGACGAGAACGAUCAAGUGUGGUAUGAAGUACUUUCCUUCUCGAAGCCUGCUCACUUUCUGUCGAUUAUCGGUUAUCCUUAUGUUCAACUUAGGCAAAAAUAUUUUGCUCAUCAGUCUACCAAUGCUGUUCUGAAACAUGUGUAGCAACUCUAUGUAUAUAGAAUCAUAUAGCUACUUAGUAUGUUUGGUUGACUCGAGAAAUUGAAACCUUUGAACCUUAAGAGCCUCAUUCUUAGUAAGAUAUUUCUAUUUACAGAUA